UCUGCCGCCAUGGCUGCACUGCACCGACCUUCUCCACGACUUUCUUCUCUUCUUCUUCUGCUACUUCUGUUUCUAUCAAUGGUGUCGAUUCUAGGCUUCAGCUUCAAUCCAUUUCCUCAAUUUCCAACGGCGGCCGCACGGCGGCGGUUGAGGGCCGAACCGGGUUCGUGGCCGCCGGCGUGCCGGUUCAAGUGCGGGAGGUGCGUGCCGUGCACGGCGGUGCACGUGCCGAUUCAGCCGGGGAAGAGUUCGCCGAUGGAGUAUUACCCGGAGGCGUGGAGAUGCAAGUGUGGGAAUAACCUUUUCUUGCCUUAAUUAAUUAAUUAUUAGCCUAAAUUAAAUUUUUAAAUCAUUUUAUUUAAUUUAUUAAUUUAUUGUGUGUUUAGGGAAAUUUUUAUGUUUAGUAGUAUGUAUUUAUUGCCGCUUAUU
This is a messenger RNA of Andrographis paniculata, 429 nucleotides long. RefSeq names its product EPIDERMAL PATTERNING FACTOR-like protein 5. The record is from RefSeq and is a predicted model, not a curated record. Gene Ontology annotation, biological process: stomatal complex development; guard cell differentiation. The transcript is spliced from 2 exons. The coding region runs from base 10 to 315 and encodes 101 amino acids. Lineage: Eukaryota; Viridiplantae; Streptophyta; Magnoliopsida; Lamiales; Acanthaceae.